Molecule: messenger RNA, 263 nt
Organism: Strongylus vulgaris
Lineage: Eukaryota; Metazoa; Nematoda; Chromadorea; Rhabditida; Strongylidae
Source: the annotation of a GenBank genome assembly
AUGCGUUACUCAGAAGCAGUAGAUGUAGAGCAGGCAGUGUCCACGACAGUUCGUGAAUUUUUGCCGGAAGAAAAAGAAAAGAAAGUCUUAGAAGAAUCAGAAGUAAUACCAACAAAGCCUCCUGCUCUGGAUCUCGAUAAAGAGUCUGUUGCUGGACCGCCAAAAAUGACCACUGCGCUCGAAACUGGUCCAGUGUCACAAGUGGACUCAGCCAUUCCUGUGGCAAAUGGAAUUGCAAAAGAAGCAAAUGAGGUGGGAUAAUG